ACGAGGAUACUCUUUGCCGGCAGGUCCCAGAACGAAAUUGUGUUCCUUACUGAUCCCGACUCCUGAGAAAUUCCUACGAAAAAAAAAAAGGGGGAAAAAACUCAAAGAAAAAACACGAAAGCACGCAUAGGAUUACAGCGUACAGAGACGAAGAUGAAACUGACAUGGAAGAACAACAGUAAGAACAGCAAGAAGCGUUCUCUGGCCGCCGUAUCAAACUUCCCAAACCUCCCUUUUGAGCAUCAUCAGGAAGACGACGAAGCUAAUAACAGCAGCAAUACACAGCUUAAAAAAAAGGAGAACGGUAGUGAGGGAUUAGCUUCUCUCGAUUCCUCUGAUUCAUCGGACGCCAAGCAACUUGCCCAGUCCUUUCAGACGCAGGGAAACAAGCUCGCCGAGGAUGGGAAAUACCGGGAAGCACUGGGAAAAUGGGAGGCUGCUCUUACUUUGAUCCCUGAACUUGCAGUUUUACAUGAACAAAAAGCUCAGAUUUUGCUUGAAAUCGGAGACUCAUGGAACAGUUUGAAGGCAGCCACUCGUGCUACCGAAUUGGAGCCAUCAUGGGCUGAGGCAUGGGUCACCCUUGGUAGAGCACAGUUGAACUUUGGGGAGCCUGAUAGUGCUAUUGAAAGCUUUGACAAAGCGUUAUCCAUCAAGCCUGAUUGUGAAGAGGCUCAAGACGAUAGGAAUACUGCCUUGCAUCUUAUAAAGAGGCGAAAGCAGCUCCAUUCAGCAGGCGUGGGCAGUACUCAAAAUCGCUUCUCCGUUGGUGAUGAGACCAAAAGCUCCUGAAGGCAGCAGAUUGGAAACAAAUGUUUGAUGCCCGCCACACGGUAUAGUAAGUUGGCUGGGUUGUAUUGGGUUGCACGAGAGUUAACCUUCUAAUUGAUCACGAGAGAGAUCAAAAUACUUUGCCUGGUUUAUCUACCAGGAAAGAUGAAAACUGGGGAUAAUCUCGACAAGCUCAAUUCCUUCAGCUGAUAUGUUUCUGCUGUAAAUAUGUUUGAACCCGGAUUAAAUACUGUGAAAGGAAAAAUCUGGUCUGUAAAUUAGCUUUUCUGGUU
Molecule: messenger RNA, 1064 nt
Organism: Juglans microcarpa x Juglans regia
Lineage: Eukaryota; Viridiplantae; Streptophyta; Magnoliopsida; Fagales; Juglandaceae
Product: tetratricopeptide repeat protein 33
Exons: 5
Coding region: 154-792 (212 amino acids)
Molecular function (GO): protein binding
Source: RefSeq, a predicted model, not a curated record